UUUGUGUUUUUUAUUUCAAUUGUUGUUGCGCUUAUCGAAGACGAAAUAAAUCCUAUAUUCUUGAUAAUUUUGAUAAUUUAGACACAAAAAGUAUAAAGAUGUCACGCUUUAGCGGAGCCUUACAGUUAACAGAUCUGGAUGAUUUCAUUACCCCUUCCCAGGAAUGUAUAAAACCUGUCCAAAUAGAAAAAACUAAAACGAAGACUGGUGCAAAAAUAUCCAUUCAAGAAGAUGGUUAUUAUGAAGAAACUGCGGCUGGAAAACAAAAAUUACAAAAAGUUGAAAUAACUUUGCAAGAUUGUCUUGCUUGUUCGGGUUGCAUUACAUCGGCCGAGGGCGUUCUAAUAACCCAGCAAAGCCAAGAUGAAGUGACGAAAGUUUUAAAAGAAAAUCAGGAAUUGAAAGCAAGCGAGAAUACAAUCAGCCAAGCCAAAGUCAUAGUAUUUACAGUGAGUCAACAGCCCAUUGUAAGUUUGGCACAACGAUAUGGUCUAUCCGUAGAGAAGGCGGCUGAACAUUUUAGUGGAUACUUGCGACAUUUAGGAGCUGACUAUGUUCUAACAACAAAAGUGGCCGAUGAUUUGGCUUUAUUGGAAUGCCGAAAUGAGUUUAUUGAACGGUUUCGUGAUAAUGCUCCGGACAAGCCAUUUCCAAUGCUAUCCUCAUCAUGUCCCGGUUGGGUGUGUUAUGCCGAGAAGACACAUGGAAAUUUCAUAUUGCCAUAUAUAGCAACGACACGCUCACCUCAACAGAUUAUGGGUGUAUUAGCAAAACAACUGUUGGGUCAAAAGCUAAACACUCCGCCAGAGAAAAUAUAUCAUAUAACAAUAAUGCCAUGUUACGACAAGAAGUUAGAGGCAUCAAGAUCCGAUUUCUUUAACGAAGUACUAAAUUGUAAAGAUGUCGAUUGUGUAAUAACAUCGAUUGAAAUAGAGCAAAUGCUGGAUGACAAAACCUUAGAUAGCUUUCCAUGUGCUCCAUAUGAUUGGCCUUGGGGAGAUGCAAUUUCUGCGGGAGAUAAUAGUUCACAUGUGUGGGCUCACGGUUUAAGCACAUCUGGAGGCUAUGCUGAAUUUAUUUUUCAACAGGCAGCCAAAGAGUUAUUUAACACUGAAUUAGAAACAUUGGAAUUUAAAACAUUGAGAAAUCCCGAUUUUCGUGAAGUCUCAUUGGAAGUGGAUGGAAAAUCAGUGUUAAAAUUUGCCAUUGCCAAUGGUUUUCGAAAUAUACAGAAUUUAGUACAAAAAUUGAAACGAGGCAAAGUGCAAUAUCAUUUUGUGGAAGUGAUGGCAUGUCCUUCAGGAUGUAUUAAUGGCGGUGCACAAAUUAGACCUCCAACAGGUCAACAUAUUCGUGAUCUCACCAUCCAACUGGAAAAGUUAUAUAGAGAAUUGCCCCAAUCACAACCGGAGAAUGUGACAACAAAAACAAUUUAUAAUAACUUUUUUGACGGUGCUCACUCGGACAAAUCGAAGGUCUUGUUACAUACCAGCUAUCAUGCUGUGGAGAAAAUGAACACAGCACUAAAUAUAAAAUGGUGAAAUAUUCCACGUAGAGGGCAAUGUUUGGAAAUUUAUGUAAAUGUAUGUUGUAAGCAUUUUUAAUAAAAGAAAUAGGCAUAUUUUA
Messenger RNA from Musca domestica (house fly), 1626 nucleotides. Its product is annotated as probable cytosolic Fe-S cluster assembly factor GJ13047. Lineage: Eukaryota; Metazoa; Arthropoda; Insecta; Diptera; Muscidae. The coding region runs from base 99 to 1541 and encodes 480 amino acids. Gene Ontology annotation, biological process: iron-sulfur cluster assembly. Gene Ontology annotation, molecular function: 4 iron, 4 sulfur cluster binding. The record is from RefSeq and is a predicted model, not a curated record. Gene Ontology annotation, cellular component: cytosolic [4Fe-4S] assembly targeting complex. The transcript has 6 exons.